GGGUUUCAAUUUUAGUAGAUGGAAUAGUUCUCGGGUGAAUGAAACUAUUCUUCCACGGUAACUAUACGACGGGUAUACAACAGGUAGACAACAGGUAGGAAACAGAUGGGAAACAGACCGACAACAGGAAAGGUGUUAUUAUAAAGAAGCCGUCGAUAUGUCUUAUACGAAAGCAUAUUAAAAGUGGCAUAUACCCUUCUAUAUUAUUCUCUCUAUAUUCUCCAGCUCGAAGCACUCAACAUAGACCUUGUACCUAUCAAAGCUUCUGCGAACGUUACGGAAAGAUGUGUUACUUCGCCAUUACCAGGUUUCCUUGCGGAUGCCUUACCUGGAAGGGUAGCGAGUACAAGUAUUGCGCCGAGCGAGGCAAAGGCUGCAAGACAGACGUGCUUGAGCAAUAUGAAUGGCAAACAUUCUGUCCCGAGGCUCGCAAGGUUGUGAACAGGAAACCGCACGCUCGACCUGUUUCGUUCCCGAAAUGCUGCGACGGCCUUGAUCGGCAACAGCUUGAGAAUCUGUGUAAAAAAUGUAAUUCCAUUGUGGACAAUAGCAAUCAGGGUUUACAUCCUUGUUGCAGCGCAGCGCAUCGGGUCUGCGUAUCUACUGGACCGGACGAGAAUGCUGAGAGGGAGUUUGAAGAUGCGGUGAAACUUUGGCCGUCCAACUUACGUUUGAGAUAUAUGCGAAGAAAGGAGGACAAGAAUGCUCGAGACUGCGGAUGGUCUCUGUAAGUGAAGUGCAUCGCUUUUCGUAAGAGGCGCUAU
Daldinia caldariorum is the source of this 764-nucleotide messenger RNA. RefSeq lists its product as uncharacterized. The coding region runs from base 285 to 731 and encodes 148 amino acids. The transcript has a single exon. The record is from RefSeq and is a predicted model, not a curated record. NCBI's taxonomy places the organism in Eukaryota, Fungi, Ascomycota, Sordariomycetes, Xylariales, Hypoxylaceae.